AAAACAUCCUACAGACUCACUUGCUUAACAGAGUGCUUGUAAAACCCUUGGGCUUCUCUUGGGAGCUUCUCGCAUUCCCUCAGAAGAAAUCGGCCCGACAUAAAAAUUUGCACAGAACUCCACAGUCUGCCUCUAGGCUUAGUCUGGAUAAAAGAAGAUGCACUUCUAGUUUCUGCAUGUUCCUGUGAUAAAUUAGACUCCCGGUGUGGAUAUGCAAAGUGUACUUUGUAUUUUCUACAUUGUAAGAUGAAUCGGUCAUAGGAUGUGGCAAGCCUGUCGAUAUUUUUCGCGUAUUUUGCCAUCAUACAGGACUGAGACAUAUGUCCAAAUUAUGUGCAGUUUACACGGUAAUCCCUUGGAUUACCACACUGCUGGUUUAAUAGUUAUCGGGGAUGAGAUAUUAAAGGCACAGGUGAAGGAUACAAAUUCCGCCUUCAUGUGCAAAUUGCUCUACGACUGCGGAGUUAAAGUGAAGAAAAUUUCUGUUAUAAGUGACAACGUUCAGGAGAUAACAAACGAAAUUAGCCAUUUUUCACAAAAGUAUACCUAUGUUGUUACUUCAGGUGGCAUAGGACCUACUCAUGAUGACGUUACAUACGAAGCUCUCGGCAAAGCCUUUGACAGUUCUUUCCAUUACCACCCAACAUUGGUGGACAUUGUCAAGGAAGAAUUCAAGAUCCAAGACAGGUCCUCACCGGCAUUCAAAAUAGCCUACGUAAGUGAAAGUUUAUUCCUCAAAGAAUCCGCUAAAAUAACCAACAUCAAAAUAAAAUUAUACCAAUUAAUUAUCCACGUUUCUCAGAUCCCAAAAGACGCAGAGCUAAAAUUUGGACAUAGUCUAAAAACAGGGAAAAAACUGAGGUUUCCCUGUGUGACUCUUAAAAAUGUAUACGUAUUCCCUGGGUCACCAUGGUUCUUCGAGGAAUCCUUUGGCAGCUUGUACAAAGAACUCUUUGGAACGAACAGACACUUCGUUAAAAAGGAGAUAUUCCUCAACGCAGCGGAGGAGACUUUCGCAGAUGCAUUAACAGAAGUAUCGAAGGAGUUCCCACAAGUAACCUUCGGCUCUUACCCAGAAACUGCUCAGUGUUACUACAAAGUACGAGUCACUGUCGAGAGCGACAACAUAUCAGACACGAUGCAAGCAACAGAGCGAUUCUGCAGUCUCGCUCCUACGAGAGCAGUCGUGGAUUAUGACCGAGCUCCUGAAGAGGACCCUGUGGCGAAAUAUCAACGCUUCAGUAAAAACCAUCCAGGGAAAUUCUACGACGACACUGUCCAAUUGCUCGAGGGCUUCUACAAGGAACCAAAGAAAGUGGCAAUCCUCAUUGGCAGCAGUAUAAAAUCUACAGUGUUGCUGCACUUGGCCCAUAUCGCGCUGCAUCGGCUGCAGAGUGAUGCAAAACUGCAAGUCGUAUAUCGAAAACCUGAAGAGGUUUUCCCAGAGAUCGAAGAGUUUGUCAAAAACCUGAUAGAUAGAUAUGGAACGGAGUUGACGAUCCUUGAGACAAACUCCGAGGAGCUCGUGGACAAACUAGCAUUGGCUAAACCGGAGGUGAAGAUUCUGCUGGUCGGAUCAAAGACCUCUGAAUUUGGUGCCGAGCCUUUUAAGGAUAUCAUUAAGUCUACUUUGACAGGACCGAUCGAAAUCAAAUAUCCCUUGGCAAAUUGGAGCGUGGACCAUGUCUGGACAAUCGCUAGAGCGCUAUCCUUGCCUUACUGCCGACUCUAUGAUGAAGGGUUGUGAUUUUUUCCUUUUCCCUUUUGUACUCACUUUCUGGAUUUCACGAUUAACAUAGAGCACAGACAACAGCCGAUAAAUAGAAAAAUCAGAACCUGCUAACCAUACCGCUCAUGGACAAUAUAUCUUCUUCAUCAUACUACCUCAA
Messenger RNA from Orussus abietinus, 1889 nucleotides. RefSeq names its product FAD synthase. The transcript has 10 exons. The coding region runs from base 263 to 1747 and encodes 494 amino acids. The record is from RefSeq and is a predicted model, not a curated record. NCBI's taxonomy places the organism in Eukaryota, Metazoa, Arthropoda, Insecta, Hymenoptera, Orussidae.